AUGCUAUGUGAUGUAAUUAGCCACGAGGGGAUGUCACGGGAUGCAUUUCGAAUGCGUCUAUUUCCUCACGCUUUGAAGAAAUGUGCGAAAAUAUGGAUGAUGUCACGACCUCUUGGGAGCAUUAUAUUGUGGAAUGACAUGAUUCAAAAAUUUACCACGAAGUUUUUUUGGCCAACUCGAGUUCAUCAAAUUCAGAAUGAAAUCCAUACCUUUAAGCAGAAAGACCUUGAGAGCUAUCUGGAGGCAUGGGAAAGGUAUAAGAACUUAUUGAGGAAGUGCCCCAAUCUUGACAUUCCUAAACAAGCACAAAUAUACAUCUUUUACUAUGGAAUACGCCAAGAAUUCAAGAAUAUGGUAGAUGCUUCAGCGGAAGGAUCGAUAAUGACUAUAAAUGCGGAUGAUGCUUAUGAUCUGUAUGAGAGGAUAGCAAAAAAUCAAUCGAUGUGGCCGAGCAACAGGGAAGUCCCGAGGAAAACAACUGGUAUAUAUAAUGUGGAUGCAGUGAUAGCAUUGACAGCACAGAUGGAGUCAAUAACUAGAAAGAUUGAGUCUUUGACCCAUUCUGUGAAUAUAGUACAGACUCCAGCUCCAAAAUGCGCAGGCUGUGGGGCAGAUCACAUUACUGCAAGUUGCCCUUUGGCUUCUAAUCACAUAGCUCAGCCAGCUGAAGUCAGUUAUGUGCAAAACUAUCAAGGGCAAAAUGGACCUUACCCAUACAACUACCAUCUGAAUUUGAACAAGUAUCCUAACUACGCGUGGGUUGAUAGUUCAGAUCAAGUAAAUCAGAUAAGGGACAAUCCACCAACAAUUCAACAACAAGAAGAAAAAAGGCAAUCAUUGGAGGAUCUACUUGUCAAGUAUGUCAUCAAGACUGAGACGAUGAUACAGAAUCAACAAGCCUUUAUACAUAACUUAGAGAAACAAGUCAAGGCGACUGCUCUUAGCAAUAAAAAUACAACUUUAGUUUCAUUCCCUCAAAGGUUACAGAACAAUAAAACGAACAAACAAUUCAAGAAUUUCUUGAACACCCUCGAACAACUUCACGUCAACAUUCCUUUUAUUGACGCUAUUCUACAAAUUUCAAAUUAUGUUAAGUUUUUGAAGGAGAUGUUGACUAAUAAGAGAAAGUUACCAGAACAUGAAACAAUAGCACUAUCUGAAGAGUGCAGUACUAUCAUCCAGCACAGGAUCCCUCCCAAACUUAAAGAUCCAUGGAGUUUUGCUCAAUCUUGUUCCAUAGGAAAUUUAAAUGAUAUAAAUUGUUUAAUUGAUUCAGGACUAGUGGACCAAUCACUGAAACACCCUUACAGAAUAGUCAAAGACAUUCUUAUCAAGGCGGGUGAGUUUAUUUUUUCAGCUGAUUUCAUCAUCCUCGACAUUGAAGAGGCAUCUCAGAUGCCAAUAGUUUUGGGGAGGCCGUUCUUCUCUACAAGUCGAACCUUGCUAGAUUUUGAUGCUAAUGAGAUUGUCUUGAGGGUGGAGGAUAAGCAACAGAGCUUCAUCAUGGAAAAUCCAAACAAGCAACCAUCAUACUUUGAGGAUUUUCAACGAGAACAUGACAUCGUGGAACACUCAAACCAAUAUAGACCAAGGAAAAGCAUGAUGAGGAACAUUAUCCGGCCAUCACCCGUAGUCUUCCACACUUAA
Olea europaea var. sylvestris is the source of this 1647-nucleotide messenger RNA. RefSeq lists its product as uncharacterized. The coding region runs from base 1 to 1647 and encodes 548 amino acids. The record is from RefSeq and is a predicted model, not a curated record. The transcript is spliced from 4 exons. Lineage: Eukaryota; Viridiplantae; Streptophyta; Magnoliopsida; Lamiales; Oleaceae.